AUGACGUCGAUGAGCAUUUUCGAUCACAAAGUUCCCGACGAUGACCACGACUACUACGACGUCACAUUCUUCGAAGAUACCAUUUUGACCUUAGUCACAGCCAAAACAUCCUACGUCGACUUCUGGAUCAACGACAUCGAACGCAUCCACCGCCGCCGUCUCCACUCCCUCGUCGUCGGCCUCUAUAUUGAGUGGCGUCCUAACCGUCGGAAUAACGUAAACCCUGUCGCCACCCUCCAACUCUGCGUUGGACACCGCUGCCUGAUUUUUCAAAUCAUCCACUCCCCUACAACCCCAUUGCUCAGAGACUUCCUCCUCAAUCCUUCCUACACCUUCGUCGGCGCUGGCAUCGAGGAUGACGUCAAGAAGCUGAAGGACGAUUACAACCUCGACGUUGGGAGGACGAUGGACUUAAGGGCGUUGGUUACGGAGAAGUACAAUCGGCCGGAUCUUGGGAAUGUUGGAUUGAAAGGAUUAACAAGAAUCGUCCUUGGGAAGGAGUUGAUCAAGCAGAAGAUUGUUUCGAAAAGCAGAUGGGAUAAUCGACGGCUGUCUCCGGCGCAGGUAGAAUAUGCAUGCAUCGAUGCUUUCUUGAGUUUUGAGAUCGGUAGGAUCUUGAUUUCUGGGAUUACGAACUGA
This is a messenger RNA of Lactuca sativa (garden lettuce), 639 nucleotides long. RefSeq names its product 3'-5' exonuclease. The record is from RefSeq and is a predicted model, not a curated record. Gene Ontology annotation, cellular component: cytoplasm; nucleus. Gene Ontology annotation, biological process: nucleobase-containing compound metabolic process. Gene Ontology annotation, molecular function: nucleic acid binding; 3'-5' exonuclease activity. Lineage: Eukaryota; Viridiplantae; Streptophyta; Magnoliopsida; Asterales; Asteraceae.